Caenorhabditis angaria is the source of this 882-nucleotide messenger RNA. The record is from the annotation of a GenBank genome assembly. Lineage: Eukaryota; Metazoa; Nematoda; Chromadorea; Rhabditida; Rhabditidae.
AUGUUGAGAAGACCAUUGACUUGUUUGGAACUUGGAGAUGAUGAUUUGCGAUGGAUGAUGGAUGAGUUGGAAAAGAAAAGAGUUCGUAAAUAUUCAGAAAUUCGGGAAAAAAAUAGUUUUUUUUUAGAAAUCUCUUCCAAAAUAUCAACAGCAACAACAAGAAGAAGCAGAAGAACCGAUGGAGGUCGAGAAAAAAGAAGAGGAAGAUCGGGUUUUUGCACAAAUCUCAACACCGGUUCCGAAAAUCACAGGAGGUCCAGCAUUGGAUGAUUUGAUGACUUAUGAUCCACCAAGAAGUCGAAAUCUGCCAGCUGCGACAACUCCGCAAGCCGUUCCACAACCUGAUAUGGUUACACCGGUUAAUAGCGAGGCUUUUAGUGCUCGUGAGUAUUUUUGUGGGAUUUUAAGUGAGAAAAUUGAUUGCGGCGAUGAUGUGAAACACUUUGGACUGAAAGAAAACGAAGUUUUUUGUUCUUUGUUGAAUUUAGCGAUCCUGAGCUGCUUGUUUUAUCAACAAAUAACAGUUAUUACAAAAACCAUGUCUUAAAAGCAAAACCAAAUAAAAUAUUUGCAGCACCUCCAAAUAUUCGUGUUACUCGUGCCAAUGCUCGUCAAUCUCGAAUCUCUACCAACGCAAUACAUCAACCGAUUUUCCAAACUCCGGAAGCUGCAAGCACGAGCUCGACCUCAAAUGUAUCUUUAAACGGAAGUGUCACAAAUGGUGUCCGCUUACAAAUGCUCCCAGAAACCCCCGAAGGUAUUAUGAAUGAUAUUUCACCAACAUUGCGUAGUAUUGAAAGCUCGCCAACUCAGGAUUUAUUGGCGACUUUGUUGAGUCCCGGAGGACCAUCUGCAAAUACCAGAAGAUCCCAAAGACAUUAA